ACCCACGGUCGGUCUCGCUUCUCUUACCUCCCGUGGGACACAAGGCCGAAAAUUUCGCUAGACUCAUUGAUAUGCGUAACCUAAUGCGACCUUUCGAGGGCCAAUGAAAAUCGACGUUAUCAAAUUAGGCAUACAGUAAUGGCGGCGCCCAUGAGAAUAAUGUCAUGUUGCUGUUUGAUAGUGUUUGUAAACUAUGGCAGCCUCGGGGCACGUAAAAGAAUGCUCUUUUUGCUUAUGUGUUAUAAAGGACAGGGGAUAUGGAGCAUUAAGCUCUAAAACAUCAAUUGAACAGUAUAAUUAUGCAUUUACAAGGUUAAAUUUUUUCCCGACCAGCAAUUCAUAUGCGUGUAAUCUAUGCACCAAUAAAUUAAAUAGAAUAUCCAAGAUCGAGUAAAGUGUGCGAGCAAAGGUGGAGCAGUUGAAAACUGAGAGGGAAAAGUUGUUAGGUAUGUGAUAUUUGGAUUCAGACAAAUUUGGAAACAUUUUGACCUACUUCUCAUGAAGAGGUGUCUAUAACAGUGUAUAAAUAUUUAUCAAAGAAUGAGGGCUUGAAUUCGAUAUCAGUUCUGUGUAUUGAAUAUUCUAUUUACUAAUAACUAUUGUUAAACAAAAAAGUUCUGCCAGCUAUUUAAAAAUCUAGAAAUUGUUGCCUUGUUUAUAAAAGCAUUGCAUACAUAAAUUUACACAGGGAUUUAUAAUUUGUUUUAAGAUGUUCUAAGACAACAUCAACAGACAAGUGGGCAUGUUAAGCCCAGUACACCCAGGGUAAGUGCAGUGAAGAGGUCCCUAGAUAAGACACCAACACCAAAAGGAAAAAGUAAAAAAGCUCUCUUUAAAACACCUGACAAACUACUUCUGCACCAGAACCCAAAUCAUAGUCUCCAGUCAAAGUUACCAUGCAAGGAGGAUAAAUCAACACAAACACAUGUGUCAGAAAAUUUUGAUGUAAAGAUUGUCACCAAGAUUGCUGGAGCUGAUGUAAGUAGAGUAGUAAGAGAUGAAAAUUCUAAGGCAGCCUUAAAAUCACUGUUUAACAGAAGAUCACCUCAUGCUGUCCUGAAGAAUUUAUGCAAAGAUACCAGCUAUAUGGAUGCAUUAUUUCAGUUGUGUGUAAAAAAGAUGAAAAAAGAAAUUGACUGUGUAGUUAACAAAAAAAGUGCCCUAUUAAAAUGCAAAAAGAGUGAAAGUAUGAUGAAUCUUGACUGGUCUUUUGUGGAAUCAAAACUCAAGGAAGGGAUUCCUUAUCUGUUUACCAUUAUGAGCAGCUUGAUAGAUGUAAAAAAGAAGCAGAACCUUCCAGUGCUAAUAAUGUCAAUAGGUGUACUUCUUUAUGGCAGAUCAAGAUCAGUAAAUCAGUUACAGUACAUCCUUGGUCUAACACUAGACAAGUGUGGAGUGUCAAAGGAGGGUUUGAAAAUUCUUCAUGACCUUGGAAUUUCUGUGGCAAGCAGCACUGUCAACAAAGAAAAGAAACAGCUGAUCAAAGAGCAGGAGAAGAAGGUGUCAGCAACAAUGACAAGGGAAUAUUUCAACUAUUCUACACUGAGAGCAGUGCAUCAGACCAGGGUUCCCUAUACAAACUGAGGAAUGCUAUCAACCGUCGGUCAGUGAC
This is a messenger RNA of Saccostrea echinata, 1612 nucleotides long. RefSeq lists its product as uncharacterized. The transcript has 4 exons. The record is from RefSeq and is a predicted model, not a curated record. Bases 1087 to 1584 code for a protein of 165 amino acids. NCBI's taxonomy places the organism in Eukaryota, Metazoa, Mollusca, Bivalvia, Ostreida, Ostreidae.